GCUGCUCUGAAGUGGUGCGCACAGACUGCAAGGAUCUCAUCAGGGACUAAUCUUUAAUAUUUGUUUGCGAUGGAUGGACGCAGUGAGGAUGAAAGUGUCAGCAACAGCAGCGGAGAGUCCAGUAAUUCAGAUGAUGAGUCUGGGUCAGGAUCGGGUUCUGGCUCCGGCUCGAGUUCAAGCAGCAGCAGUUCUAGCAGUAGCCAAUCAGGGAGCAGUGACUCAGGAAGCGGCUCGGAUUCUGGAAGCCAAUCAGACUCGGACUCUGAGAAAUCCAAGGAAAAGAAUGAUCAAGACAACAAAAUCGACGGAGCAGCGUUUUGGAAGUCCAAUCCCAGUAUCCUGACAGUGCAAAGGUCAGCCAUGCUCAGGAAACAACAGCUUCAACAGCAGCAGCAGCUCCAGCAGCAGAGCUCCUCAAACACUGGCUCAGACGAGGACUCUUCCAGUAGUGAUGAGUCGGAUGAUGACUCAAAGAGCAGGAGUAAAGGGUCUGGUUCAGACUCGGACUCGGGCUCUGGUUCAGGAAGUGGCUCGUCUGACUCUCCAGCAGAGGAGCAAGGGAACAGUGACGAGUCCGUGUCAGACUAUGAGCCCAGUCACAAAGUCAAGAGCAGAAAACCUUCAAACAAGGCCAAUGCCAGGAAUGGGAGAAAUAACAACGCUCCUAAGAAGAAGCCCUCCCGCUCCUCCUCAGAUGACGAGGACGACUAUAAAAAAGCUUUAGCGGGACCUCGGCGGCAGGCCACAGUCAAUGUGAGCUACAAAGAAGAUGAAGAACUGAAGACUGAUUCAGAUGACCUGGUGGAGGUGUGUGGAGAGGACGUCCCACCGCCGGAGGAGGACGAGUUUGAGACACUGGAGAGAGUUAUGGAAAUGAGGAUAGGCCGGAAAGGAGCAACGGGGGCCGUAACCACAGUGUAUGCAGUAGAGGCAGAUGGGGACCCCAACGCCAACUUUGACCCCAACAGACAGCCAGGAGAGGUGCAAUACUUGAUGAAAUGGAAGAACUGGUCCCACAUUCACAACACCUGGGAGACAGAGGAGACGCUCAAACAACAGAACGUGAAGGGCAUGAAGAAACUGGACAACUUCAAGAAAAAAGAUCAGGAGAAAAAGAAAUGGCUCAAAGCUGCCUCGCCUGAGGAUGUGGAGUACUUCAACUGUCAGCAGGAGCUCAUGGAUGACUUGCAUUCACAAUAUCAGCUUGUGGAGAGAAUCAUCGGACAUUCAAAUCAGAAGUCUGCCGCAGGUUAUCCAGAUUACCUUUGUAAAUGGCAGGGGCUGCCGUACUUCGAGUGCAGCUGGGAAGACGGUGCACUCAUUGGCAGAAAGUUUCAAAAGUGCAUUGAUGAAUACAUGAGUCGGAAUCAGUGCAAAACCAUUCCCUCCAGAGAGUGCAAGGUUUUAAAACAGAGGCCACGGUUUGUACCCAUGAAGAAGCAGCCUCCCUACAUUGGCGCAGAUGGAUUGGAGCUGCGCGACUAUCAGUUGGAGGGUCUGAACUGGAUGGCCCAUUCUUGGUGCAAAGGAAACAGUUGCAUCCUGGCAGAUGAGAUGGGUCUGGGCAAAACUAUCCAGACUAUCAGCUUCCUCAAUUACUUGUUCCAUGAGCACCAGCUUUACGGGCCGUUCCUUCUGGUGGUGCCUCUGUCUACCCUCACAUCCUGGCAGAGGGAGAUCCAGCUCUGGGCUCCUCAGAUAAAUGUUGUGGUGUACCUGGGAGACAUCAGCAGCAGAAACAUGAUCCGGACACAUGAAUGGAUGCAUCCGCAGACCAAGCGACUCAAGUUCAACGUUCUGCUUACUACAUAUGAAAUUCUGCUGAAGGAUAAGUCAUUUUUAGGAAAUGUGAGCUGGGCGUUCAUUGGUGUAGAUGAGGCCCAUCGGCUGAAGAACGACGACUCGCUCCUCUACAAGACUAUGAUUGAGUUCAAGUCCAACCAUAGGCUUCUGAUCACAGGCACACCCCUCCAGAACUCACUCAAAGAGCUCUGGUCUCUGCUGCAUUUUAUUAUGCCUAUAAAAUUUCACUCGUGGGAGAUGUUUGAAGAGGAACAUGGCAAAGGCAGAGACUCUGGCUAUACCAGCCUUCAUAAGGAGCUGGAGCCCUUCCUGCUGCGCAGAGUGAAGAAGGAUGUGGAGAAAUCUCUGCCUGCCAAGGUGGAGCAGAUCCUCAGGGUGGAGAUGAGCGCUGUUCAGAAACAAUACUACAAGUGGAUAUUGACGAGAAACUAUAAAGCCCUGAGUAAAGGCACUAAAGGAAGCAAGUCAGGCUUCCUCAACGUCAUGAUGGAGUUGAAGAAAUGCUGUAACCACUGCUACCUCAUUAAAUCGCCUGAGGACGAGUUCUACAACAGACAAGAAGGCCUACAGCACCUCAUUCGCAGCAGUGGGAAGCUGAUUCUUCUGGAUAAGCUGCUGGUUCGGCUGAAGGAACGAGGGCACCGUGUGCUUAUCUUCUCCCAGAUGGUCCGGAUGCUGGACAUCCUGGCUGAGUACCUGAAGUACCGGCAGUUCUUAUUCCAGAGACUGGAUGGUUCCAUAAAGGGUGAAAUGAGGAAGCAGGCUUUAGAUCAUUUCAAUGCAGAGGGCUCUGAGCUCCUCUCUCAAUUUAAGGUGGCAAAUUUCUCCAUGAUGGAGGAGGAGGAGAUUGACAUGGACACUGAGAGGGAUGAUAGGAACUGGGAUGACAUUAUCCCAGAGGAGCAGCGGAGGAGACUCGAGGAAGAGGAGCGACAAAAAGAGCUAGCAGAGAUCUAUUUACUGCCCCGCAUGAGGAAGUGCGCUAAACAGAACAACUUUAAUGGAAAUGAGGGCAGGCGUAGCCGGAACAGACGAUACUCUGGUUCAGACAGCGACUCUGUCUCUGACAGAAAGAGGCCCAAGAAACGAGGAAGACCUCGAACUAUUCCAAGAGAGAACAUUAAGGGUUUCACUGAUGCUGAGAUACGCAGGUUUAUCAAAAGUUAUAAAAAGUUUGGUGGCCCUUUAGAAAGGCUUGAUGCUAUCGCUCGCGAUGCUGAGCUGGUGGAUAAAUCUGAGCAUGAUCUGCGGCGGCUGGCUGAGACCGUACAUAACGGCUGUUUGAAAACGCUAAGAGAGAACCCCUGUGGACCUGAACGAAGCUCAGGAGGCAGGCGAGGGAAGGUGAAAGGACCCACCUUCAGGAUCUCAGGGGUUCAGGUCAAUGCUAAGCUGGUGAUCUCUCAUGAGGAGGAACUGGCACCAUUACACAAGGCCAUUCCCGCUGACCCUGAGGAGAGGAAGAGGUAUAUAAUCCCAUGCCACUCAAAGGCAGCUCAUUUUGACAUUGAGUGGGGUAAAGAGGACGACUCCAGCCUGCUUAUUGGGAUUUAUGAGUACGGUUAUGGCAGCUGGGAGAUGAUCAAGAUGGACCCAGACCUCAACCUCACACAUAAGCUCCUUCCUGAUGACCCUGACAAGAAGCCACAGGCCAAGCAGUUGCAGACACGAGCUGACUACCUCAUCAAAUUACUGAGCAAAGACCUCGCCAAGAAGGAAGCACAGAAACAGGCCGGCACAGCAAAUUCACGCAAGAGAAAACCACGGGGCAAGAAGAAUAAAGCGGUAAAGCCGAAGAUGGAUGAUGUGACGAACAGUCUGUCCUCUGCACCGCCAUCAGAUAAGAGCUCUGAAGAAGAGGAUGAGAAGGAGGAAGAGGAAAUGGAAACUCCUCCAGUUAAGCCGCCCAACAGAAGAGCAUGCGUGUCAGAGCGGUCGGUAAAGGAGGAGGAGGAUGAGGAUGAGGAGUCUGAUGAGGACGAGCCUGAGGAUAAAGAGCCCGAUGAGAAGGACAUCAUGGAGAAAGUGGUCAAAAAAGAGAUUAAGAAGGAGAAGAAAGAGGAGGGUCUGGACAGCAAAGAGAGGGAACCAAAAGAGAAGGAGAUGAAGCCAGAGCCUGAAGAAGAGACUCCUGCAGAGAAGGCUGUGGAGGUGAAAGCCGAUACCCCUGUGCACACGCCCUCCGGAGGAGAUGCACUUCCCCUGUCUGACGAGUCUGAAGAACUGGACCAGAAAACCUUCAGCGUGUGUAAGGAGCGCAUGCGGCCGGUGAAGGCAGCACUCAAGCAGCUGGAUCGACCGGAGAAGGGUCUGUCUGAGCGCGAGCAGCUGGAGCACACGCGUCAGUGCCUGAUCAAAAUAGGAGAUCACAUCACCGAGUGUCUGAGAGAAUACACCAACCCCGAACAGAUCAAACAGUGGAGGAAAAAUCUGUGGAUAUUUGUUUCGAAAUUCACGGAAUUUGAUGCAAGGAAACUGCAUAAACUAUACAAACACGCCAUCAAGAAAAGACAAGAAAAUGCUCAGGCAGUGGAGCAGAACACUAGCACUGUAAAUGCACAAAGCUUUAAACAUGCAGAUGUUGAGCGGAUGAAGGAGUCCCAGCAGGACGACAGCAGCAGAGACAGCUACAGCUCUGACAGACAUCACUCAUCUCGCUACCAUGAGCACAGCAAAGAUCGGCACGCUGGCGACUCGUACAGGAAGAGCUCCGAUGCCAGGAAGAGACCCUACUCCUCCUUCAGCAACGGCAAAGACCACCGAGAGCGAGAGAGAGACCAGUACAGAGAGAGAGGAGAGCGACAGGACAGCAGGUCAUUACACACGCUUUUCUGUUUGCCUUUACUCUAAAAAUGUGCUUAACAU
Messenger RNA from Sinocyclocheilus grahami, 4668 nucleotides. RefSeq names its product chromodomain-helicase-DNA-binding protein 1-like. Lineage: Eukaryota; Metazoa; Chordata; Actinopteri; Cypriniformes; Cyprinidae. Gene Ontology annotation, biological process: nucleosome organization. The coding region runs from base 70 to 4653 and encodes 1527 amino acids. Gene Ontology annotation, cellular component: chromatin; nucleus. Gene Ontology annotation, molecular function: ATP-dependent chromatin remodeler activity; chromatin binding; ATP binding. The transcript is spliced from 32 exons. The record is from RefSeq and is a predicted model, not a curated record.